UAUCAUUCGUAGCAAAACCCAAAAGAAUGGGAUUUGAAAGAUGAGCGCAGUGCGCACCCAGUGGGCUUCACCUGGUUGCCUUCAUUCUCCACGUUUCUCGACAAGGUCAGUUAAGAUUGCAGUUUGCGUGAAAUUUCCUGCAACUAUAAAAACUCUCUUACUCAAACAAAGCUUUGCCUUAACUCGCCUUCUCAACCCGCCCCACUCGCUUUCAAUGUCUUUCUCCAGCUCCAGCUGCAUGGAUGGAUCUUAUGCUGAGAUUGUGGUGGUGCGACAUGGAGAAACCGAGUGGAAUGCUGAUGGAAGAAUUCAGCAUUUGAUCAAGCAGGAAAGAAAAUUAAAGGGGCACCUGGAUGUGGAAUUAAAUGAAGCUGGGAAACAGCAAGCAGCUUUAGUGGCUGAUCGUUUAUCAAAAGAGCCUAAGAUAUCCGCUGUAUAUUCAUCUGAUUUAAAGCGAGCCCUUGUGACAGCUGAGACAAUUGCAGCUAAGUGUGGUGGGUUAGAGGUUAUAACAGAUCCAGACCUAAGGGAGCGGAAUUUAGGGGAACUACAAGGCCUUGUAUUUCGUGAAGCAGCCAAAUUUAGUCCCAAAGCUCACAAGGCCUUUUUAUCACACAGAACAGAUCAAGAUAUACCAGGUGGUGGAGAAAGCCUUGGCCACCUCUUUCAGCGCUGCACAUCUUCAUUGCAGAGAAUUGGCAACAAGCAUAAAGGAGAGCGAGUUGUUGUGGUUUCCCAUGGUGGUGUCAUUAGAUCCCUCUACAAGCGUGCUUGCCCAAAUGGGAAGUCUGGAGGAAAGGUGCUUAAUACAUCUGUAAACAUAUUUCACUUGUGUGAUGAGGAAUGGACCAUAAAAUCCUGGGGUGAUGUUAGUCAUCUCCAACAAACAGGAUAUCUGGAGUCGGGUUUCGGAGGGGACAAAACAUCUGGUUAGUUUGUUAUAGUUGAUACUUGAUAUGCCAUAGUAUUGUUUUAGGCAGCAGCAUGGGUUAUGUCUCUUCUUAAUAAGAUUCUGGAGCAGCUCCUGCAUAAGCAUUUAUUAGUGAGGCAACUUUUAUUUUAAUUACCAUCUGAAAGACGUGUGUUUUCCAACUAUAGCAUGUUAGUAUAGGAUCAACUAUACUAAGUCUAGGGUCUUUGACCAAACAUUUUCUUGAAAGUAGUAUGGCAUUUCUAUUAA
This is a messenger RNA of Gossypium raimondii (Peruvian cotton), 1180 nucleotides long. Its product is annotated as phosphoglycerate mutase-like protein 4. Gene Ontology annotation, molecular function: phosphatase activity. Gene Ontology annotation, cellular component: cytoplasm; cytosol. Bases 41 to 934 code for a protein of 297 amino acids. The record is from RefSeq and is a predicted model, not a curated record. The transcript has 8 exons. Lineage: Eukaryota; Viridiplantae; Streptophyta; Magnoliopsida; Malvales; Malvaceae.